Messenger RNA from Galleria mellonella (greater wax moth), 2112 nucleotides. Its product is annotated as coiled-coil domain-containing protein 181-like. The record is from RefSeq and is a predicted model, not a curated record. The transcript is spliced from 4 exons. Bases 834 to 1856 code for a protein of 340 amino acids. NCBI's taxonomy places the organism in Eukaryota, Metazoa, Arthropoda, Insecta, Lepidoptera, Pyralidae.
UCUGAAAGAAUAUGCUUACAGAUUAGUCCAAUAAAAUUUUUGUCAUAAUCGGUUCAGUUGUUUAAUAACUGGUUUUGUCACAACUCAUGUCGGUUUUUUUUGUGGGACAUAAUCGAAUUAUUUUUUAUUUAUUAGACAUAUCAGUUGCAGUUUUGUCUGAAUUGAGAUAAAAAAUCCUUUAUAUAUAUUAAUCGAGGAUGUAAUCCACAUGUGUACCUAAUUUCAUUCAAAACUAUUAAAUCGUAUUCAUUUGCUUAACAAACAUCUUAACAUUUUUACUUUUACAAAGUACAAACUACAUAUGUAAUGGAAUAGUCUACCCAAGAGUAAUUAAUUAACUCUUAUAUAUUUAUUGCAUUUGCAAAUUAGAUACAAAAAUGUAAAUUAGACAAUUCUGAAUAUUAUGAGAAAGACUUAUUUAUGGGAAAGAUUCUCUUCUAGCCUAUGUUUUACGAGAAGUGAACACCAUAUUUAUUUUUAUUUUCAUAAAGAUUUUAUCAUUAAAGUCCAUCAAGUGGUUUACGCUAAAGGUUACGUUAAAGAUUUGCACAUAUUUAUCUAUCUAUAUAAAUUUAUAGAUCACCCGAUACAUAUACUCAAUGUUUUUGGCAAUCGAGUAAAAAGAGGUGGCAUACUGGUACUAUACUAUUUAGUUUAUUUCGUAACUGGCUAAAUGUAAUAUAACAAUGGCGUUUAUAUUCAAAACCACAAAUAUUUUGACAUUAGAUGCAUUCUUAUAGGCCUCGAUAAACUGGCUUCUUAAUAUUAUAUUUUUGGGAAUUUUUAUUCAAGAGCUUCUAUUGACACAUGUAUAAUUUGUCCAUAGUGAUAUAAUGGCUAGUGAUAUAGAUAAAGGCGAUUUCGGUGAUAGUGCCCGCAAUAGACCAGUGAUCGGUUUAAAACUUAAAAGUUCUAACCAUAUAUUCGACGGUGCUGGCGAAAAUAUACAGUACCACAGUGACUCCGAAUCCUUAGGGUCUAGAAAGAGUAAAACACGAUACAUAAAUCCAGCAAUUUAUAUUGAGACUGUAGAAGCUUCGCAUUCUGUGACCUCACUGCAAACCGACUCCUUUGUCGAAGAUGUUACGCCUCACCCGCAUAGUACUUACCGCAGUAAUUCUACUCCAUUCCUUAGUAGCCGCAAGUCUAGUGAUUCGUCAAGUAGCGUACAGAGGAAGUCAUGUCGGUUAAUGAGAAAUGAGGGGCAGUGCCAUGUAGAAGACGAUGAGGAAAUAACGCCUCGGAAUUAUCGCACUUAUCGAGAAGAAGGCCCAGAGACAUUCAGACUGUCUGUUGCAUCAAUAUCAACUACCACAACAGCAAAGGAAGAGCGGGAACGAAAUGAAAAAAGGAAGCAAGAGGCCUUUCAGAAGUGGCUAAUACGGAAGGAACAGGAACAAAGGGCUAAGUUGAAAAUGGAGAAAUUAAAGCGUCAAGCUGUACCCACAACCACUCCAGAGCAACGGGAGGAGUCGUUUCGCCGUUGGUUGGAGCGUAAGCGUAAACAGUCUGAACAACGGCGCGCCGAGGAGAUCAUGCAACAGUAUAGGGACAAUGAACGCAUCGAACGAGAACGUAGCAAGCGCGAGAGGGAUAAGUAUGAGAAACUGAAUGAGUGGAUCCGGAGAAAGGAAGAGGAAAUCAAAGUAAUGAAAACUCAAGAAGAGCGUCGCGCAGCUCGUGCUGCUUUAGAAGAGGAACGGCGUCGAGCGAAUGGAGAUCGCGCGUACCGAGACUGGUUGAGAACCAGCAAAAAUAAACCACUGCCUGUACCACUUAAUCAAGGCGAAUUGAGUAUGCGAGGUUCUGUGUCACAAAUGUACAUAAACCCUGUUCCUUGGCAAUCUUCUAUUUAAGAAUGUAAACAAUUUACAAGACAUAGUAACAAGAUGUGAUGGCGAACUAUUUACAAUAUUAUCAUUUCAUAAUUUUAUAUAUAGAUAUGCAUCAAAAUCUAGAUGUCUGUGUUGUACCUAUAUUUUUCUGUUUAGUAAUUGUGUAUUUUAGAUUAAAUUUUGAAUUUUUAUAUUAACAUUUUGUUGCUUAUGUUAUUUAUUCCAUCAGGUUAACUAUUGUAGUGAAAUAUCAUUAAUUUUUAAUUACAAUUUGAUU